CUAGGGCUCACCCCGGAAGGGCAGAUGUCCUAGUCGCCUGCAGGGCUCACCCCACCACAGGCAGAGCCCACGUCGUCGGCCCAGUGAAGACAGAGCUCACCCAGAAUGCAGGGAGCUGCGGCCCGUGGGGCCCGCCAGUGCCCCAACACAGUGGGUGCUCUGGGCCGGCCUGGUACCAUCCUGCUCACCUACCUGCUGUCCACCCUGGAGCUCACCUGCCUCUUCAUGCAGUUCUCCAUCCUGCCGUAUCUGUCUCGAAGACUGGGCCUGGACUCUGUUGCCUUUGGCUACCUGCAGACCACCUUUGGGGUGCUUCAGCUUCUGGGUGGGCCUCUAUUUGGCAGGUUUGCAGACCAGCGCGGUGCGCGGGCAGCACUCUCACUGUCCUUCCUAGCGGCCUCAGCCUUCUACCUGAUCCUGGCUGCCGCCUGCAGCCCAUCCCUGCCCGGGGUCAUCCUGUUAUUCGCAUCACGCCUGCCCUCGGCACUCAUGCACACGCUGCCAGCUGCACAGAUGGUCAUUACCGACCUGACUGAGCCCGAGGAGCGGCCUUCGGCACUGGGCCGGCUCGGCCUUUGCUUCGGUGUCGGCAUGAUCCUCGGCUCCCUCCUCGGUGGGACCCUGAGCACCGCGUGCGGGCUUCACUGUCCGGUCGUUGUGGCUUCCAUGGCUAACCUCCUGGGAGCCAUCCUCAGCUACACCUGCAUCCCUGACAGCACCAAAGGGGCCAGUGUUGGUGCCCAGUCUACUCAGCCAGGUGCACCCAAGCCCAGCGUGUUCGACCUGAAGGCCAUCACCCGCCUACUGUUGCUACCCGGUGUCCUGCCCGUGUUCUUUGUGAAGGUGGCCUCUGGCUUCCCCUCAGGACUCUUCAUGAUCAUGUUCUCCAUCAUCUCCAUGGACUUCUUCCAGCUGGAGGCUGCUCAGGCUGGCUACCUCAUGUCCUUCUUUGGGAUCCUCCAGAUGGUAAUCCAGGGACUGGUCAUCGGGCGACUGAGCCGAAAUUUCUCAGAGGAAGCGCUGCUCCGAGCUAGCAUACUGGUCUUUGUCGUGGUGGGAUUGGCUAUGGCACUAAUGACCAGCAUUGUCCACUUCUGCUUCUUGAUGCCCGGCUUGGUGUUCAGUAUCUGCGCUCUCAAUGUGACCACCGACAGCAUGCUGACCAAGGCUGUCUCAGCCUCAGACACAGGGACCAUGCUGGGCCUCUGUGCCUCUGUGCAACCGCUGACCCGCACCGUGGGGCCUACGAUAGGUGGCCUGCUAUACCGAAGCUUUGGUGUCCCCAUCUUCGGCCAUAUGCAAUUUGCUGUCAAUUUCUUCAUCUUCCUGUUCCUCUGGAGGAAGCCUAUAUCCCACAAGAAGGACAAAGCUCGAUGACCACGAUACCUGGGCACAGAUGGGCAAUAAAUCCUUUGAGAUGGUAUCUGACCUGA
Messenger RNA from Octodon degus (degu), 1433 nucleotides. It is a transcript of the gene Slc67a1, whose product is annotated as solute carrier family 22 member 18. Gene Ontology annotation, molecular function: transmembrane transporter activity. Gene Ontology annotation, biological process: transmembrane transport. NCBI's taxonomy places the organism in Eukaryota, Metazoa, Chordata, Mammalia, Rodentia, Octodontidae. The record is from RefSeq and is a predicted model, not a curated record. Bases 106 to 1377 code for a protein of 423 amino acids. The transcript has 11 exons.